This is a messenger RNA of Sphaeramia orbicularis (orbiculate cardinalfish), 4510 nucleotides long. It is a transcript of the gene sntb1, whose product is annotated as syntrophin, basic 1. NCBI's taxonomy places the organism in Eukaryota, Metazoa, Chordata, Actinopteri, Kurtiformes, Apogonidae. The record is from RefSeq and is a predicted model, not a curated record. Gene Ontology annotation, cellular component: intracellular anatomical structure; synapse; dystrophin-associated glycoprotein complex. Gene Ontology annotation, molecular function: protein binding; structural molecule activity. Bases 511 to 2160 code for a protein of 549 amino acids. The transcript is spliced from 8 exons.
UUUAUUACGCACGGAACCUGACGCACAAAACCAGAUGGGUUAAUUUUAUUCAGGACUUAAAUCAGAUUUCAGAGUUGAUAUAUGAAUGUGUGUGUUGUAAAUGUUGCUUGUAUACUUUGGAUAUUCACCACACUAUGCAAGUCAAAUGGAAACAUUCCUGGAUUUUUCUUUAAAUGUGUUGCUUAAAGUUGGAAUGUACUGCUUACCACUCACAGAUUUGUGAAAGACAUGAUGGAACUGAACUAAUUUUGUGCAUGCAAGAUCAGGAGAUGGCAUCGCCUGACGGUGGGGAGCAAACUCCACCCAGCAGAUAGGAUCUGAAGCAGGCGGAGCGGAGGGCAGCUUGCGCCGAAACGGCUCAGGCUGGUUGAACGGGACGCCUGACAAGUCCCACGGAGAACUUCAGAGGGGCAAAGUCCAGCCUGAGUGUGAAGGAGACGGGGUGGAAGUUCCACAGUAAGAGCGUGUCGGGAGCAAAAUCACAUGCUAUUUUAAAGAAAUGCUCCAAAGAUGGCGGUGGUAAUAGGGACGGGACUUUUGGGUGCCUCCGGAGUGCCAAAAAGUGGAUUUGUGGAGGUUCUGGUGCGGGAGCGGUGGCACAAAGUUUUGGUCAACUUGAAUGAGGAAGCACUGACGUUGAGCUGCGAGGAGAACAGCGGCAACGACGGCGACAAUGUCAACUCCAACGGCGUCACCAACGGAUCUUACCUUGACAAUAAUAACACAAAUUCCAACAACGGCCCCCAAACUGUGCGCUCCGCGUUCACGGACCUACCGGAGCGGGUGCCCGAGGCGAUCGCCAACAGAAAGCGGUACGUUAAGGUGACCAAACAGGAGGUCGGGGGACUCGGGAUCAGCAUCAAGGGGGGCAAGGAGAAUAAAAUGCCCAUUCUCAUCAGUAAGAUCUUCAAGGGUCUGGCAGCGGAUCAGACUCAGGCUCUGUACGUCGGGGACGCCAUCCUGUCCGUGAACGGUGUGAACCUGCGGGACGCGACCCACGAUGAGGCUGUGCAGGCGUUAAAACGGGCCGGGAAAGAGGUGACUCUGGAAGUCAAGUACAUGCGUGAGGCCACACCGUAUGUGAAAAAGGGCUCACCUGUGUCAGAGAUCAGCUGGGAGACCCCGCCUCCCGAGUCUCCACGCCUUGUCAGUCCGACCACCACAUCCUACUCCUCCUCCAGCCCACCAAGUCCUUCUCCCCAGCCCGCCCUGUCUUUGCAGGGUGACAGGAGGUGCAUCCCACUGAAGAUGUGUUAUGUGACUCGAGCCAUGACCACACCAGAUCCUGACAACAGACAACUGGAGUUGCACUCUCCCGACACCAGACACACCGUGGUGCUGCGGUGCCCAGACCAACCAUCUGCCCUGGCUUGGUUCUCCGCCAUGCACGCUGUCACAUCCACACUGGCACAGCGGGCGCUGGCGGAGGUCAUCCAGAACUCAGCCAGGACGGGGAUUGCUGGCAGCAAAGAGAUUCGACACCUGGGAUGGCUGGCAGCAAAGACAGAGAGCGAGAAGCAGAACUGGAAGCCGGUGUUGGUGGUUUUGACAGAGAAAGACCUGCUGUUGUAUGAUAGUCUACCACGAGGGAAGGAGGCUUGGCACAGCGCUGCACACACAUACCCUCUUUUAGCAACACGUCUGGUCCAUUCUGGUCCAGACCGGGGGUCGCCUCACUCCGGCACAGAGCUCUUCUUUGCGACACGAACUGGCACACGGUUGGGCAUUGAGACACACCUCUUCCGCGCUGAGACCACCAAGGAUCUAUCCCAAUGGACCAGACACAUAGUGAAUGGAUGCCAUGCCUCAGCUGAGAUGAUCAAAGAAGUUACUACAAGUUGUCUUUACAGGGGUCAGGAGUGCAGACUGCUCAUUCACUACGAACAGGGCUUUUCUGUUCUGGCGGAACCCAGACUGGAGGACGAGGCGGCUACGGAGGAGAGAGGAGCUCAAACCCCCACCAAGCCCCGGGUUCUCCUCUCCUACCCCUUCGAAAAACUCAAGAUGUCCUCAGACGACGGCGUCCGCACACUUUCUUUGGACUUUGGAGGAAAGGAGGGGGAGAUUCAGCUGGAUCUUCACUCCUGUCCGAAGCCCAUCGUCUUCAUCCUACACUCCUUCCUCUCUGCUAAAAUCUCCCGUCUGGGUCUGGUGGCCUGACAGUUUCUCAGAAGGGACCACCUAUGAAAAAAAACAAAAAAACAAAAACCCUCGUUUCUCCUCCACCACUCUGCAGACUGCAUGCAGUACACCACCUCAAAUUCUUUCAGUUGGGGACCCAAGCUGAGUGAAUGUAGCCUCUCCCUUGAAAAUAAACUAUUUUGGGUCUCAAACUCCCAGUUGAAGAUGUACCGGAGACACCAGUCCAGACUGGGUUUGCUGAGAGUAAUUUGUUUUUGAAAGACAGGAUAUUCUGGGAUGAACCUUUCUUUUUAAGGGCUGAAAGAACGUCGGCUGGAGAACCACAAAAACAACAACAACAAUUGGCCAGAAGCGGUGGGAUGAUGUAGAAGAAGAGAGAACCAGACUGGGCAUUACUGUCACAUCAAGGGUCAGAAGGACUGGAUAUGUGUAGCAAGACUAAGAUUAAUUCACUUUUAAUUAAAUCAAAAUCUAACACAACUGUCUUCCAUUUACCAGUUAAUUAAUUUAUUCACCAUUAGCUCUGCAACACUGUUCUGAACUUCACCUCAUAUUCAUUUGUCUUCACCAAACACUUGACACAGUAUGGAAAGACUACAUGCAUAUUUGCUUUGUUGGUGAUCCCUGAGAUGUCAGCAUCGAUCAUUGAAAGUUAGAGGCACAACUGGCUGCGUAGUUUCCGAAAAAGUCCAAUUUCAACAUGUCACGUUAAUCUUAAAACUUCGGAUUGAGUGACCGUGCUGUGGUCAAAUGAUUUCAAUGCUUGAUUGAGUUGACAGCCAUCCAAGUCCUGAAACACUGGUUUAAUUUACAUGAAUUAGAACGUACUCGCUUGGAUUCAUUGUCAAUUUUUAAUGUCAUGUCCUAUUUACAAGUUAAAACAUGGAAAGAAUAUACAUAUGUAUCAUGAUAAAGUUGAUCGCAGCCAUGUGGAAAUCACUGAGGGUUUUUGAUUACAAAAAAGUUCAAUAUGUAACAUUGGUGUGUGUUUUUACAGGAAGUUUGUGGUGGUCUCUGUCGUGAUGGGAGUCUGCUAAUAGUUGGUGUAUUCCCAUAAAUGUAUUAUAAUAUUGAUAUUGGAAUUUUGUGCUGGAAAAUGGAAACGGAAGAAUGGUGGCCCAAUUGAUGUGUUUUUUGUUGUUUUUCAGCAAAAGUCUACAUGUGAAAAGAAGAAAUUGAAACACGUCAGCCCUGCGAUGAAUUGGCGACUUGUCCAGGGUGUACCCUGCCUUCACCCAUAAGUAGUUGGGAUAGGCUUCAGCUUUAGAGAGGAUAAAGCAGGUUCAGAUGAUGAAUGAAUGAAUGAAAUAGAAACACCUUUUUUGAAUGAAUUUUGAUAUAGCAAACACUUAACUCAUGAUCUUUCCAGACAAAGUGUGAAAACAUGUCUGACAGUACAACAGUUAGUGAGGAGAAGGAAAUACUCCUCUGUCUAAUCCUUGGAAAAAGACAUUAUAGUCAUUUUAGAUGGAAAAGUACGGAAUAGGAUUAGGGCCAAUAAAAAUUAAGGUCCAAUAUAUGUUUUUUAUUAUUAUGAGAAAAAAGUCAGAAACCCUAGAUUAAAGACAGAAUUUUGACUUUUUUUCUCAGAUGAGCAAAAAGUGAGUGAAUGUUAUGUUUAAAAACUUGUGUAGGUAAAUUUGAAGAAAAAGCCGCUGGUAUCUGUUUCCCUCCCUUUCGCUCAUUUAUUAGUGAAAUGGCUUCCUUCGGAACCCCUCGGAUGCGUAAACAGUCACCUAAAUCUGUCAUUAUGUCAGCCUGCUGUUCUCCUCCUGCAUGCCAUGAAGCAAAAGUGAUACUCCCUAAAUGUCAGAGAAAAAAAAGGAUUCUGAGAAAAAAAAUUUGAAUUCUGACUUGAAACUCAAAAUUCUGACUUUUUUCUCAGAAUAAUAAUAAAUAUAUUGGACCUUUUUUCCCCAGUGGCCCUCCUUCUCUUCUGUAGAAAAGAAACAACAGAAUGCUGUAUUUCUAUUUAUUGGAGCCAUGUGUGAUGAAACCUACAGCGCUACCUGUUGACGGCACAACGCAGCCUAGGUUUUUUGCUCAUAACAAGGAAACACAUAAUUUGCAUUUUCAUAUUUGCAGCUUUUCAAAAGUUUUCUUCAAAUUUGCUUGACAUUUUAUGGGAACACAGCCGGUAUCUGGUGUUUAAUAGAAACAGAGUGGAACCAUGAAAGACCUUGAAAGUGAGCAUAUUUUCACAUUAAAACUAAAGUGCAGAAACAUCAACAACCGAAUGGCUUCCAGCACAAAACAGACUCAAACACAAACUUCACAAAAGCACAUAAGCGCCUGACAAAUCUUACAUAAUGAAUCUAUAAGACAAAGGAAUAUGGAGAUGUGUAUGAUUACCUGACUAUGAAAAACA